AUGACCCUAGCUAUAAGAGAAAGCCCAUAUUUCACCAUAUUUCACUUACCAAUUGCAUAUCUUACGAAGAGAAAGCCCGGAGGAACAGAAGGAAUGUGGAAGCGAGAGAAAUUACUUGGAUGUGGAGGCCAAGCACAAGUUUUUCUAGCCUCAACCCUACCCCAAUCUUCUUCUUGUUCAUAUCUUCUUCCCCCAUUAAUUGCAGUAAAAUCAGUUGAUGCAGUCAAUUAUACCCCUCUUAUGAGAGAAUAUCAAAUCCUUGAAGAACUUGGUGGUUGUGAAAGCAUAAUCGAACACUAUGGUGUUGAACCAACAUUGGAGAAUGGUCAAACGAUUUACAAUAUCUUAUUGGAGUUUGCUGGAGGUGGUAGUUUAUGGAAUCAGAUUCAAACUUAUGGGGUUUAUGGAUUACCAGAAACACAAGUUAGACAUUACACCAAAUCCAUUAUUCUUGGUCUUAAGCAUAUACAUGAUCAUGGGUAUGUUCAUCGAGAUAUUAAACCUGAUAACAUCUUAAUUUGCAAGAAUAAUAUAGCUAAGAUCGCAGGUUUUGGGCAUUCCAAGAAAUUAAAUCCAUUUAAGAAGGAUACGAGGAAAAAUAAACGGUUCUUAAAAGGUACACCUUUAUAUAUGGCUCCCGAAACUGUUCUCCAUGGUGAGUAUGGAUCUAGUUGUGAUGUUUGGGCACUUGGGUGUGUUGUUUUGGAGAUGUUAACUGGGAAACAAGCUUGGGAUUUGCCACCCCAAACUGAAGAUGAAACUCUGUUCAGUUGCAUUACAUCAGAUAGCAAUACCCAUCAGCACCAAUGUGGGUUUCGGGCGAAGCCAGGGAUUUUAUGA
Papaver somniferum (opium poppy) is the source of this 840-nucleotide messenger RNA. RefSeq names its product mitogen-activated protein kinase kinase kinase 3-like. The record is from RefSeq and is a predicted model, not a curated record. The transcript has a single exon. Gene Ontology annotation, biological process: protein phosphorylation. The coding region runs from base 1 to 840 and encodes 279 amino acids. NCBI's taxonomy places the organism in Eukaryota, Viridiplantae, Streptophyta, Magnoliopsida, Ranunculales, Papaveraceae. Gene Ontology annotation, molecular function: protein kinase activity; ATP binding.